AUGUCGACGAUCGUACAUUCCUUGCGAGACUACCGCCCCCCUACGCGGGCGCAACAAUUUGCACAUGCAUUUGGCCUGCCACCUACAGAAGGACCAUAUGUAGACGAGGCAGGAAACCGAGCGGAGAUCCUAUCAGCCAUCUUGUCCCUCUCAAAUCCUGACUCGAAUGAAGUUCGAGAGGAUCUGGUGUUUGCCGGUCGACUUACGCUGACGCCCUCGUUCUUGUGCUAUGCAAGCCAAGGAGAUCGUGGCCGCGGCUGCCGUGUUGCCAUUCCACUUGCGACUAUUCGUCGCGUUGAACGGCUUAAUACACGUGAUGCUGUCUUUGCGCUGAGCAUCACAGUCUGGCACGGCAUGCAGCUAGUGUUCCAGCUCAAUGCAUUACGACCAUCUUGCGAGGGAUUCUGUAAUGCAAUGCGCGAUCGAUUACGCGCACAUCUCGGUGAAAUGAAGCAGCUGAAGCCAUUCCUCGCCACAUGCUACAGUGAGGCGCUUUUGCAGGGUGCAUUGGACACGCACGUCAGUGCUAAGGGCAAGCACCGUGAAGACGUACAAGAGGGCAUGGGUGCGGCGACUUCAUCAGAACCAUCGUCCUCAUUGACACCACCAUCAGCCCCCGCAGAUGAAACGCCUAUGUAUCAAAUAGGACUCGGUGCAUCAUUCGGUUUUCCAGGCGAUCCGAAAAAGCUCAAGGACAAGAGCAAGACUCGUCUGUGGACGGAGUACUUGCGCACGCAUGGUCGGAACAUCACGAUUGUAAGGUAUCCACAAUUCACUCGGCUCGUACAAGUGGGAUUGCCGAACAUGCUGCGCGGUGAGCUCUGGGAGGUCGCAAGUGGCUCGAUUUUCCAGCGGAUGGCGCAUAGUGGUGAAUAUGCUGCUAUUUUAAAAGAGCAUGAAGGUCAGUCUAAUACAAGCAUGGAGGAAAUUGAAAAAGAUCUGAACCGGUCACUUCCUGAAUACGCUGCGUACCAAACGCCCGAGGGCAUUGAAACACUCCGUCGCGUUCUGGUGGCAUACAGCUGGAAAAAUCGCGAAUUAGGCUAUUGCCAAGCAAUGAACAUUGUUGUGGCUGCUCUACUGAUUUACAUGUCAGAAGAACAAUGUUUCUGGAUGCUCGAUACGUUGUGCGAGCGCCUUCUGCCCGGCUAUUACACUCAGAGCAUGUCUGGCACAUUGCUCGACCAGAAAGUGUUUGAACACCUCGUUCAACAGACGAUGCCCGUGCUGCACGAGCACUUUAUUAAGUAUGACAUGCAAUUGAGCAUCGUGACACUCCCGUGGCUGCUAUCUUUGUAUAUCAACAGCAUGCCGAUGGUGUUUGCAUUUCGUAUUGUCGACUGUUUCAUGGCAUUUGGCUCGCAGGUGCUCUUCCAAAUCGGCCUGGCCAUCCUCAAGAUCAACGGCGAAGCAAUCCUAAGCGUGACGGACGAUGGCACUCUCAUUGGUCUAUUGCGCAACUACUUCCGCACGCUCGGCGAUAGUGCCUAUCCCGAAAGCCGAGAUGAACGCCGGCAACAAAUCACGCGGUUCCAGCAACUAUUGGUUAUUGGCUUCCGCGAGUUUGGCAUCAUAACGAAUGACUUGGUUGACCAAGAACGCAAGCGAUUCCGCCAGCAGAUUGUGCAAGAAAUCGAGGGAUUCGCACGCCGCAGUGCCAUCCGGAACCUCAAGGACUACGGUCACUUUAGCAAGGCGCAGGUGAGUCUAAUUUAUGACCAUGUCGUCGAGUCUAUUUACCGUGCUCGAAAUGCGCCCGACUCACUGACCGGUGGCGAAAAACCCGUCACAGUGAGCGAUCCGAAGCAGGACCUAAAGGAAAUGCGCGUGAACUUCACGACGUUCCGCAUUUUCCUCAGUGAGAUGGCGACGUGGGCACGCGAUGAAUAUAUUGUCAUGAAUGGGCUUCAAGAACGUAUUGAGCGCCGCAUACCAGACCAGACGUUUGCUAGACGCCUUUUUGACUUUUGGGAUCGUGAACACUGCGGCUCUUUGACGCUGCAAAACAUCAUCACGGGUCUCGAUGAAAUCAUGUUCCUUGACUGUGAUUUGGCAGGUACCACCGCUUGGUUCUUCCGCUUACAUGCUGGGGGCAAAGAGAAGCUUUCGAAAAACGAUGUGCUUGCAUUGUCUGAAUCGCUCUUGUUCAUGUUCCGAAACGAACCUGGUGACGAGCAUCUUGGUUCCGUUUCCGCGCUCAUCACGCAGGCAUUUGAGCUUGGUGACGAUGAGUCCAAGACCGCCUAA
Molecule: messenger RNA, 2247 nt
Organism: Malassezia globosa CBS 7966
Lineage: Eukaryota; Fungi; Basidiomycota; Malasseziomycetes; Malasseziales; Malasseziaceae
Exons: 2
Coding region: 1-2247 (748 amino acids)
Source: RefSeq, a predicted model, not a curated record